AUCAGAUCCUCGAUCCGCUCCUUUAUUUCUUUUGAUUUGUCGCUACUCGAGGAUCUGAAUCAACUCGCUUAGAGGUCACGUCCCGGUGACCUUUCGUCCAAGAAUAUAUAAUUAGGAAGCAAAACCUUUUCCACCAAUCAAAAUUUAUGUUUGAAAAGCGACUUCGGAAAGAAUCACAAAAUGGCUGCCGAAGAAUUAGAAAUCGCGAUUGGAAAAGUUUUGCGGAAGUUUGGGAUCGAUAAACUGAAGAAGGAACAAAAACAAAUGCUUGAACUGUUGUUGGAGAGAAAGGAUUGUAUGGCUGUUUUGCCGACAGGCUACGGGAAGUCUCUUCCUUAUCAAAUGCUGGUGUCUGUGAAGCGUGAACUGGAGAUGGAAGACGACGCAAGCAAGGUUAUCGUUUGCUCACCAUUAGUUGCUCUGAUGCUGGACCAAUGUGAGAGACUGAAUGGUAUUCCUGGUAUAAGAGCCGUGCAAAAAGGAAGUAAUGCAGAUGAUGAAAAGGAUAUAGAAGAUGGGAAUUUUCAGUACCUAUUUUCCUCACCAGGA
Ostrea edulis (European flat oyster) is the source of this 549-nucleotide messenger RNA. RefSeq names its product ATP-dependent DNA helicase RecQ-like. The record is from RefSeq and is a predicted model, not a curated record. Lineage: Eukaryota; Metazoa; Mollusca; Bivalvia; Ostreida; Ostreidae. Gene Ontology annotation, cellular component: nucleus; chromosome; nucleoplasm. The transcript has 2 exons. The annotation marks the transcript as partial. Gene Ontology annotation, molecular function: four-way junction helicase activity; nucleic acid binding; ATP binding. Gene Ontology annotation, biological process: telomere maintenance; double-strand break repair via homologous recombination.